GCAGUUCACCGUAAUGCGAUUAUUUAGACUGUUUCAAAGAAGAUUGAAGCUGAUCGCUGUUCUAGAACACUUGAGAGAUACAUAACAAUAUCGUUUUGAACGUUAUGAGUGUCCUGAAAGACGUCCUACUCAUAGACUUUUUAUCAAAAGACAGAAUUGAAGACUUCUUGUUUUUCAAGUAGAGCUUUGUUUAACGGAGGCGAUGUUGCCGAGAUUUGCAGAGCCUAUUCCGAAUGUAACAGUGACGGUCGGCCGAGAUGCCCUUCUGGCUUGUGUCGUCGACAAUCUGCGCAGUUACAAGGUGGCUUGGGUGCGGGUAGACACGCAGACGAUUCUGUCGAUUCACCACAACGUGAUCACACAGAAUCCUCGCGUGUCACUCUCGUUCAACGAUCAUCGCUCCUGGUAUCUGCACAUAAAAAACGUUCAGGAGGUCGACCGCGGCUGGUACAUGUGUCAGGUCAACACAGACCCUAUGCGCAGUCGCCAAGGCUAUCUGCAAGUCGUUGUUCCUCCGCGGAUCUUGGAGGAGGAGACAAGUGGUGACCUGGUGGUGCGAGAGGCGACCAACGUGAGCCUGCACUGCCGGGCCGUCGGCUACCCGGAGCCGUACGUCAUGUGGCGGCGGGAGGAUGGUGAGGACAUCAACUACAAUGGCGAGAUAGUGAAUGUUGUGGACGGAGAGCUACUGCAAAUUUCUCGAGUCAGCAGAUUGCAUAUGGGAAUCUACCUGUGUAUCGCCUCCAACGGAGUCCCACCAUCCAUCAGUAAACGGCUCAUGCUUCGAGUACAAUUCCCGCCUAUGCUGACCAUACCGAAUCAGCUGGAAGGCGCCUACCCAGGUCAGGACGUCGCUCUCGAGUGCCAUACAGAGGCCUACCCGACGUCCAUCAACUACUGGACCACUGAGGAUGGUGAUAUGAUUGUUUCAGGUACAGGUGAAAAGUAUGAAGCAGUAUCCAUGGAUAAUGGCUACAGCAAAUACAUGCUGCUGAAAAUCAGACAAGUGAGCAGUGAAGACUUCGGCUCUUAUAGAUGUGUAGCUAAAAAUUCUCUGGGAGAAACAGAUGGACUCAUCAAGCUGGAUGAGAUUCCAGCGCCUGUCACAAAAAUUGCCAGCAUUAUACAGACAAAUACAAAUAUGAGUGACUCAUUAGAAAAAGAUGGCAGACAAAGGUUAUCAGGCAAUGCGGUUAGUGAUUAUCAAUGGCAGGACUCAGAGUUUGAAGAGGAUUCAUCAACAGGCACUGCAAUUCCUCUGCUUCCAGAGACCUCCAGUGGCUCAACGCUCUCCAGGAGUUUCCUCUUUGCAGCUCUGACGUUCGCGAUCAGGUGACUAACAAGUCACUUGCUACAUUCAUCUCCGUUACUGUAUAACAAUCGGCAAACAUGUCGACCCUGUUGAUUCUGUUGACCCUGUUGAUUAUCUGGCCUCAUGAAACACAUCUCAGGGCGGAAGAAAUUCAGCAUACUGAACAGAAUGCUGUUGCAAAGAAGAAGCAAAGGUAACUGCAAAGAAAUAUUGCAAGAGCAGGAAGGAUGAUUAUUGCAAAAUAUGGAAUUUUAGCUAACCGGUAAUAAUGACACAUGAAUAUGUAUUUUCCAGUUCCCUUUCAAUGUUAUACAUUUAUGUCUAAGUUCACAUUUUUUAUGAAUCUUCGUAUAUCUUAUGUGAUGGUAUGCAACCCCAGUCGAUAGGUGUUCCAUGUUUACAAACAUAAAAUAUUUUAGAGGACAGAGUGCAACACUGGAUUCAAACAAAAUGUUUUGAAGUGUGUAAUUCCAAAGUGUUUGAAUAAUGAAGACAUUGGAUAUAUUUCUUCCAAAAAUUAUUUUGCAUCAUUCAUGUAGGUACUCAAUUUGAAUGAAAUAUAUGAAUUCUUUUAUAUUUUUUUAGUAUUGAAAAUCGUGAAUUUGAAAUAUAUAAAUAAUAUUGAUCAUACAAAGCCUUUUUUGCAAUCCCUUUUUUCUGUAUAUGAGUGUGUAUGAAUAUCCUGAAAAGACUGGAUGAAAUAAAUUGAUUGCCUAUGAAAACUCAUUUGAACUGUAAAAAAUAUCACCAUCUAAGAAGAGCUCGAGUUAUUGUUGUAUUAAUAUUGUUGAUAAACAGAAUGUAUUAUUGAGAGCUUCAAUGUUUGUGUAUAAAAUUUGUAAUAUAAAACGUUGAUGUAAAUGCUUGAAUAAACGGUUGCUUGCCAAAUUUUC
This is a messenger RNA of Nilaparvata lugens (brown planthopper), 2205 nucleotides long. Its product is annotated as lachesin. Bases 203 to 1336 code for a protein of 377 amino acids. The record is from RefSeq and is a predicted model, not a curated record. Gene Ontology annotation, cellular component: neuron projection. Lineage: Eukaryota; Metazoa; Arthropoda; Insecta; Hemiptera; Delphacidae. The transcript has 10 exons.